AUGGAUCAGGACUGGGCCGCCCGAAAACGGCAGAGGGAUGAUGAGGUCGACCCGAUGAUGGACGGCCUCGCCAGUCCUACACAGCACCGUAAUAAACGCAUCCAGUCACUACCGUUGCGCAUGUCACCACCACAUAAACGAUGGUCUGACCCGACGAAUCUAUCGUCAGAGUCAAUGGCGCCGACUCGCCUCACGCCAGCAAACUCCGACUCUGAUGAGAUGGGCCCUGCCAUGGACGUUGACAUGGGAAUGAUGGUCGACAAUGGCUCUUACCCCCUUGUCGAUGCUGCCAAUGCCGGCAGGAUGCCAACUCCCAUGUAUCCCGAGUUCGCCGCCCAGGUGAAGGGCAACAUGUGGGCGAGCCAACGGCCGACUCUGCCCGACCUAGACGAGGGCUUCUGCGAGCAUCGCCAUACCGCGGACGCAUCGGUUCCACGAUCGCUUCCAGGAGCCGAGUGGUCCAUUGCGCAGGACCGUCGUCUUCCCUCCCCAAUUAGUGAACUGGGGACAGAGGAUGCUCCGAUGACGCCAGGAAUGGAUUGGGACGACGACUCGGCGCCACAACGGCCAUAUCUGCCGCACGCUCCAGACUCGAUAAUCCCGACCGGCGGCAUGGUUCUUCAUCCCAACAUCCACACACCACAGCAGCAUCACACCGAUAUGGACGCUGGAAUGUCCGAUGCCGACGGUGGCUCCCCCUCCUCGGCGCCAGCCUCGCCAUCUCCCCGUGGCAAGUUCGGACACUGCAGGAGCAAGCACACCCUGAGCUCGUGGACCGCAGGUCAACCUGGCAUGAAAAAGUCCUUCAGUAUAGGCUACCGAGCGGACUGCGAAAAGUGCCGCCUGAAGAUCCCUGGCCAUUUCAAUCACAUCAUUGUGUCUUAA
Molecule: messenger RNA, 885 nt
Organism: Microdochium trichocladiopsis
Lineage: Eukaryota; Fungi; Ascomycota; Sordariomycetes; Xylariales; Microdochiaceae
Exons: 2
Coding region: 1-885 (294 amino acids)
Source: RefSeq, a predicted model, not a curated record